AUGGCGGGUGCAAUUUUAUCCUCCAUCAUCAAAUGGAUGAUCGGCAACAUACCUGCAUCACUUGGCUCGGCACUCUCAUCCCAGCAAGGCAGUGUUCACGAGGAUCUGUCCAAGAUGGAGGGAACACUGUCAAGGAUUCAAGCAGUUCUCAGCGAUGCAGAGGAGAGGGAGAUAAGAGAUGAAGCAGUGAAACUCUGGCUGAAAGAGCUAAAAGACUUGGCUUACCUUGCUGAGGAUGUUUUAGCUGAGUAUGGGUAUGAGUUUCUGCGAAUCAAAGCUGAGGGUGGAGAUCUACCACGACCUGCAACCAGGAAAAGAAAGUUGGAGGCAAGAAAAUUGGUUGCUACUACUGUUCUUCCAACCCAAAUUGCAAUUCCAGGUGGCAUACAAAGUAGGAUCAAGGAUAUUAGCAUAAGAUUUGAUGAGCUCGCAGAAGAACGGAAAGCCCUGAGUCUUAAAGAUAACAUUGGAGUGAGCAGAUCUAGUGUACCAGUUCAGCCUCCGCAAAGCACCCCAUAUGUAGAUGAAUCUUGUGUUUAUGGAAGAGAAGAAGAUAAGAAAAAAAUUGUAGAAAUGCUGGUAUCAGAGAAAGGCAGUGCAGACAAAUUAUCCGUCAUACCCAUCAUCGGCAUGGCCGGGAUUGGAAAGACCACCCUGGCUCGACUCGUUUACAAAGAUCCAACAGUACGCCAAUGCUUCAACACAAGAGUAUGGGUCAGUGUCUCAGUAGAUUUUGAUGUGAUCAAAAUAUACAAAGCUAUCAUAGAAAGCAUUACUCAGGAAAAAUGUGACCUCACAGAACUAAGCUCACUACAAUCUGUUCUCAAGGAAGAAUUGGUGGGAAAGAGACUACUGCUUGUUCUGGAUGAUGUUUGGACUGAAGACAUAAACCUUUGGGAUAGCUUAAGAGUGGCUUUCAUCAGUGGAGGACGGUGCAAAUUCCUUGUCACCACUCGUAACGAGUCAGUGGCAAGGAUUAUGCAAACAGUGCUUCCAUAUCAGCUUGCUGGCCUGACUGAAGAUCAAGCUUGGUCGUUGUUCAAGCAGUAUGCACUUGAGAACCGAGACCCUGACAGCAGCCGCAACCUGGAAGAAAUUGGCAUGAAGAUAGUUCAAAAGUGCAAAGGCUUGCCAUUGGCUAUAAAGAACCUUGGAGGGCUUCUUUACUAUGAAGAAGACAAAGAUAAGUGGGAAGACAUCUUGCAAAGUGAUUUAUGGGAACUAGACGAGGAAGAUGAUGGUAUUCUGCCUGCACUGAGAGUAAGCUACCAUCGCAUGCCUACACAUCUAAAACCAUGCUUCAUGUACUGCACCUUGUUUCCAAAAAAUUAUUUGUUCGAGAAGGAUGAAUUGAUCAAAUUGUGGAUGGCUCAAGGCCUUAUCCCAUUCGUGGAAACAAGACGAGCUGAAGACAUAGGAAAGAAGUAUUUUGAUGACUUACACAGACGGUCAUUCUUUCAAUUGUCUCCAAUUGAUGAGGAAUUACCUUUGAUUCGUUCAUCCCUCCAGUUGUCACUGACAGGUAGCGAAAACCUGCAGAAGAAAACAUCCUUUAUCAUCUCACAACAUGAGGACCAGCAAUUGUUUCUGAUGCAUGACCUCAUCUGCGAUCUAGCACGAUCAAUUGCAGGCGAAGAAUGCAGUGUUAAUAAGGAUGAGAAGGUGAGCUACAUCACCAAUGAAGCCAGCCAUCUAUCUCUGAUUCCAUAUGAAGCCAAAGCUGACAUCCAAUUUGAACCUCUGAAGGAGGAGAACAGAAGGAUUAGAUCACUGCUCUACGUAAAUACAAAGGUAAAAACUUUGAACGGAGGAGGUAUCGGUGAUGUCUGCCAGAAUGUGAGGUUGUGUAGUGAUCUGUUCCGGAUGUUACCAUGUUUGCGGGUGAUUGAUCUGAGCUAUACCAGAAUCAAGCAGCUUCCAAGUUCCAUCGGUCAGCUGAAACUGCUAUGCUAUCUUGGUCUCCGGGGAAGUACAAUAAAAGGGUUACCUAACUCUUUAGGUAGUCUAUAUUACCUGCAGACACUGGAUUUGAAGUACUGCAGGAGCCUCCAAGAACUACCCAAUGGGAUUGUCAAGCUCAUUAAUCUGCGGCAUUUGGAGCUUCCAACAAAGGACUUUGCAGCUUGUGUUAGUCUACCAUCAGGGAUCGGAACUCUUACUAGACUUGAGACCCUUUCAGCAUUUAAUGUCAACAGGCACUGUAGAAUUGAUGAAUUGAAGCAGCUGAGAAAUAUUAGAGGACAUCUUGGCAUAGCAGGGCUUCAGAAUGUUGCCAGUGGAAAGGAAGCCAGCAUAGCAGAUUUGAAGGCCAAAGAGCAUUUACGAACAUUGGCAUUAAUAUGGAAUUCUGAGAAAAGCACCCAAGCAAGUAGUUCUCAGGGUCCUGGUGAGCAACAUAGUGAUGGAUCUACCCUCAACACAGGCAGCAUCACAGAGACCUCCAGCUUUCUGGCAGAUGGUAUUCUUCAAAACCUCCAACCAUACAGAAACCUCAGGCACCUCAUCCUGCGAGGUUAUUGUGGCAUGAGAUUCCCAAGCUGGUAA
Molecule: messenger RNA, 2544 nt
Organism: Musa acuminata AAA Group (dessert banana)
Lineage: Eukaryota; Viridiplantae; Streptophyta; Magnoliopsida; Zingiberales; Musaceae
Product: putative disease resistance RPP13-like protein 1
Exons: 2
Coding region: 1-2544 (847 amino acids)
Biological process (GO): defense response to other organism
Molecular function (GO): ADP binding
Source: RefSeq, a predicted model, not a curated record